Messenger RNA from Danio rerio (zebrafish), 5593 nucleotides. Lineage: Eukaryota; Metazoa; Chordata; Actinopteri; Cypriniformes; Danionidae. The record is from RefSeq and is a predicted model, not a curated record.
UGCGCCGUGACGCUGACGCCGGGGAGGCUGCGAUGACGACGGGAUUCCACAGUGGGACGGGCCGACUCUGCAAAUGGCUACAAGGUGCAAUUUGUCGAUUUGUUCAUCGUUAAUCUCUUCUCCUGCGGUUCGAAAGAAAACGUACAUCCGCUCUACUUCGCAGGCAGCCUUCAGGUGUCAGUGUCAUAACACUGAGUGACGCCAGCUGCGUGGGUUCAUCCAAAAUAAACCUUACCUUAUUGCUUUUGAGAGUUUGACUGAAGUCAGCAGGAGAGGUCGUACGAGUGGUAGAAGACACGAGUGUUGCACCCGCACUCCUUCACCGGGGCUAUGGAGGAGGAGGGGCAGCAAAGUCUGGAGUGCAUCCAGGCCAAUCAGAUCUUCCCUCGCAAGCCCCCUGUCCUGGAGGAAGAGGAUCUUCAGGUGCCCUUCCCAGAACUGCAUGGCGAGUUUACGGAGUAUGUGGGCAGGGCAGAGGAUGCCGUCAUCGCCAUGUCCAGCUACCGCCUGCACAUCAAGUUCAAGGAGUCGGUUGUUAAUAAUUGUUCGUGUGAGGUGUCAGUUCCCCUACAGUUGAUAGAAUGUGUGGAGUGUCGGGACAUGUUUCAACUGCACAUCACCUGCAAAGACUGCAAGAUCGUCAGGUGUCAGUUUUCCACAUUUGAGCAGUGUCAGGAGUGGCUGAAGAGGUUGACCGCCGCGGUCCGUCCCCCGUCCCGAAUAGAGGAGCUCUUUUCCUUUGCCUUCCAUGCGUGGUGUGUAGAUCUUUACACAGGAGAGAAGGAGCAGCAUGGAGAUCUGUGUCGGCCAGGUGAUCACGUGAUGUCCCGUUUCCAUAAUGAAGUAGAGCGGAUGGGCUUCGACACUCAAAACGCCUGGAGGGUCUCUGAGAUCAACAAUAAGUACAAGUUGUGUUCCAGCUAUCCUCAGCUGCUGCUGGUGCCAGCCUGGAUUACUGAUAAGGAGCUGGAGAAUGUGGCGGCCUUUCGCUCCUGGAAGAGGAUUCCAGCCGUGGUUUACAGGCAUCAGAGCACCGGGGCAGUGAUCGCUCGCUGUGGUCAACCUGAAGUCAGCUGGUGGGGCUGGAGGAACGCAGACGAUGAGCAUCUGGUGCAGUCCAUCGCCAGAGCCUGCGCCGUUGACAGCAGCUCCUGUAAAGGUGUCUCUAAUGGUUCCCUGUCCCGCGAGUACACUAAUGGAGCCGACCUCUCAGAUGUGGACUUCGAAUCGUCCAUGACUAACAGCUCAGAGGUGGAGACAUUGGCCAUCCAACCCCGAAAGCUCCUGAUUCUGGACGCCAGGUCAUACGCUGCUGCCGUAGCCAACAGAGCCAAAGGAGGAGGCUGCGAAUGCCCAGAGUACUAUCCCAACUGCGAGGUGGUGUUUAUGGGUAUGGCCAACAUCCAUUCCAUCCGCAAGAGUUUCCAGUCUCUGCGUUUCCUCUGCACCCAGAUGCCUGAUCCAGCCAACUGGCUGUCUGCUCUGGAGAGCACAAAGUGGCUUCAGCAUCUGUCUCUCCUGCUCAAGGCGUCUCUUCUGGUGUCGAAUGCUGUAGAUCGAGACCACCGGCCAGUCCUGGUUCACUGCUCCGAUGGCUGGGAUCGAACCCCUCAGAUAGUCGCGCUGGCCAAACUUCUGCUGGACCCGUACUACCGCACCAUCGAGGGUUUUCAAGUGCUUGUCGAAACUGAGUGGUUGGACUUUGGGCACAAGUUCGCUGACCGAUGUGGUCACGGAGAAAAUGCAGAAGACCUGAACGAGAGAUGUCCAGUCUUCCUACAGUGGCUGGACUGUGUGCACCAGCUCCAGAGACAAUUCCCAUGCUCCUUUGAGUUCAACGAAGCCUUUCUGGUGAAGCUAGUUCAGCACACAUACUCGUGUCUGUUCGGGACGUUCCUGUGUAACAGCGGAAAGGAAAGAGAAGACAGACGCAUCCAGGAGAGAACCUGCUCUGUUUGGUCUCUCCUCAGAGCCGCCAACCGCUCCUUCGGAAACAUGCUGUACUCCUCACAUUCAGAGACCGUGCUUCAUCCUGUGUGUCACGUGCGCAAUCUGAUGUUGUGGACAGCAGUUUACCUUCCCAGCUCUUCACCCACGACCCCUUCAGAUGACUCCUGUGCCCCUUACCCUGCACCCGGUGCCAACCCUGAGGAUCAGCCCCUGGGCAGGCGUCCUAAAACUCGCUCGUUUGAUAACUUGCCCAGUGCUUGUGAAGUUGGAAAUCCACUAACAUCAAAUCGACGUUCCAGUGACCCAAGUUUGAAUGAGAAAUGGCAGGACCAUCGCAGGUCUCUGGAGCUCAACAUUGGGGCUGGGACUGAUGGAGCUGCAUCUCCAGAACCAGAUGAAAGGGUCAACGGACAAACCAUGGUGGGGAUUAUGGGAACAUUCUCCAAUGGGGGCACAGAGAAUGGGGAGGGGCUUAAGGAUGUCAGAUUGCCAAUGAUAGAUGGGGUUGAUGAGGCGGAGCUAACAGUUGGUGUGGCUGUGGGCCAAAUGGAGAACAUUCUCCAGGAAGCCACGAAAGAUGAAUCUGCACCUGAUACUCGCAGUGUCGCAAAGCCUAAUGAAACCUCUGCUGUAAAUGGAAAGACUGAUGAUAUUGCACAGGAAGGUAGAACUGAGGACGAUCUAGAGAGUAAAAGUCUUGAAGACGGGAAUGUCAACGGACAUUGUUCGGAAGAUGGCAAUUCUGAAGCAUCGUCAGCUCUCAGCCAGGAUACUUCAGAAAGCCAGGACUCUGAAGAAAUUGAGAAAUGUACAACACAGGAGGACGAUUCAUCAUGCAACCCAACUAUAUUAACUCCCAACGGCCUCAGGACUCUAACCAAUGGCCAUGGAGUUGAACCAUCCAUUGAGCAAGCCGAAAAACGUCUUUCACUCCUUGAAAGCUCCACAGAGACACUGACCGAGGAUUUGGGCGUUCGACCAGAGAGCCUGGGACCUUUAUCUAUUCCACCCCCUCUCAAAGCCCUCGCCGAAUCAUCGUGCCUCAAACAGGGUCUACGCACAGCAGCCAGAACUUUAAACAACACCCCAAAACGGGCGUCUCUCAGUGCCUUUCCGCCCGCCUCCACUGACCUCCUCCACCCCAUGUGUAACGGAGACUCGCCCGAUCCCGAGCCCUCCACGCCACGCACAAACGGAGAACGAGCCACACUUAGCCGGCAGGUUUCGCUGGCCAGUUGUGGCUCUCUGACCCUCCAUGCACGGGGCACCUGCUCCCACCAUCGCUGCCUGCAUUUGGGGUUUCUGGGCCGGCCGAGCUUCAGUCCUCCAGAGCCUCCAUCAUCCUCAUCCAGGAGCCAUCUGGAUGAUGAUGGGUUGACCCUGCACACGGACGCCAUCCAGCAGAGGCUGCGGCAGAUCGAGGCAGGACACCAGCUCGAGGUGGAGGCUCUGAAGAGGCAGGUUCAGGAGCUCUGGAGUCGGCUGGAGAGCCACCAGGCUGCUGGGAUGCUGCGGCUCAACGGAGACAUCGGAGAUGAAGUGACCUCAAUCACAGACUCUGACUUCAACCUGGAGCCGAACUGUCUGUCGCGCUGCAGCACUGAACUCUUCUCUGAGGCCAGCUGGGAACAGGUGGACAAGCAGGACACUGAGGUGACCCGGUGGUACCCGGACCAUCUGGCUGCUCAGUGCUACGGCUGUGAGAGAGGAUUCUGGCUGGCCACUAGAAAGCACCACUGCAGAGGCAAGGAGCGAAUGGAGGAGGUUUGGAACUGUGGGAACGUGUUCUGCGGGAGCUGCUGCGAUCAGAAGAUCCCGGUGCCGAGCCAGCAGCUGUUUGAGCCCAGUCGAGUGUGCAGGUCGUGUUUCAGCAAUCUGCAGCCGCCAGCGCCCCCUCUGGACCUGGAGCUGGACAAACCCAUCACCGCCAGCUCCAACUGACCCACGGCAGCCUGCAAAAUAACCCAAAAAAGAGACCCAAGCGCUUUCUUUCCCGCCCUAAAGGAAAGGGAAUCAUGUGUAUAUACAUAAAUAUAUAUAUAUAUAUAUAUAUGGCAGGAGGAGCUGGCGUUUGCGGAUCAGACUCUUUUGCGAUGAAACUUGUCCUGUACCUGCUGCAUAGAGGGACUUUUGUUUUGUUUUUCUCCAAGCAAGAUUUUUCUUCCCUCGUCAUCUCACAAGAAAGUAGAUUUAUCAGUGUGAACGGUGCUGUUGGGACGAGACCCCCACAAAAAAAAAAAAAAUCCUGGCUUCAUUUUUCGUUUCUUUUUCCGAGGUUGCACACGUGAUUCUGGAUGCCACAGCGUUCGGACUUCAGAACGCAUCGAAUUAUUAUUAUUAUUACUACAGACUAUUGGUUAGUUAUUCCAAAACAUGUUGACAGGAAGUGACGUCAGCACUAGAGGGCGCUCUUGUCUUUCAGAUCUGCUGGUUUUAGACGCGACGUUCUCACUAAAGCGUUUUUUUUUGUAACAUAAAUGCGAGACAAAUGAGAUAAUAUAUUAGAAUGAUAUACGAAUGAGACAUAUAGCAUUUAAGAUGAGAAAUUGUAUAGAAUUCUUGAAUAGUGGCUCACUAAAUUAGUCACCAACUAUAAGUUGUGUUGUUUUUGUCCCCCAGUUGUAGCCAUUUGGGGUUUGUUUUCCUUUUUUUUUUUUUGUAAAUGUAUUUCUUUUUGCGUUUCGUUCAUUUGUCCAAACAGACGGAUGGAAAUGUUGUAUGCGAUGCUGCGUUUGGGCCCCAGAUGGUGUUUUUGAUAUUUUGGCUCUCGACUCUUAUUUAUUAUCAAGUUUUUUUUUGUUUGAAUUGUAUGUUCAAGCUUGACAAUUGACAACACAGAGGAUAAUCAGUGUUGAUGGAAGACAUUGCACUGAAGAGAUCAGAGAAAAGACGCACAAAUUCACAGUCAUGCUUUUCUUUUUUGUUUGGCUUCCCAUUUUACUCACUUUUUGAAUAAAUCAGAUCACGUUUGGAGGAUAAUUCUCUCCAAGACUUGAUUUCAUUUCGUCCCCAAACAAACGUCUUUUUCAGUGCAGAACGAGAAUUAUAGAGGAUUUCAAAGCAACUUUUGAGAGAGGUGUUGAGAGAGCUCUGACUUAAAAAAUAUAUAUAAUUAUAUAAUAUAAAAUCACUCUCUUUUUUUCUUUUUUUUUUUUGCUUCUCAUUUUAUUCAAUUUUGAAUAAAUCAGAUCAGUUUUUGAAGAUUAAUUCUCAUAUACUUGCUUCCAUGUCUUCUAAAAUAGCUUUUUUUCUGUUCAGAAUGAGAACUAUUUGUACAAUGGCGUUGAGUUGAAUGGUGUUGCUCCUCUUAAAUUUUUUAGAGCUUGAAAGAAAGUCAAGAAAAACAAAUGGAAAAAAAAAAAAUAUAUAUAUAUAUAUAUAUAUAUAUAUAUAUAUAUAUAUAUAUAUAUAUAUAGCCACGAAAUGGCAAAACCCCAGGUAAAUAAUGAAAACUUUUUUUUUAAUUGUGGUUCAAGCUUGACAAAUCGUCCACUCACAGAGGAUAAUCAGUGUUGAUGGAAGACAUUGCACUGAAGAGAUCGGAGAAAAGACGCACAAAUUCAGUCAUGCUUUUCUUUUUUGUUUGGCUUCCCAUUUUACUCACUUUUUGAAUAAAUCAGAUCACGUUUGGAGGAUAAUUCUC